CUGACCUGUUGUUGUUGUUGUUGUUGUGUCCCAGCCGGUCUCCCUGCUGAGAUCGGGAAGCUGAAGAAGCUGGAGACUCUGAGUCUGAGUGGGAACCGGAUCCAGCAGCUGCCCCCCACGCUGGGCCAGCUCAGAGCGCUCCGAACCCUCAACCUGUCGGGGAACCAGAUCCUGGAGUUCCCCCCCGGCCUGGGGACCCUGAGGCACCUGGACCUGCUGGACCUGUCCCGCAACCAGAUCAGGAGCGUCCCCCCCACCGUGUCGGAGCUGCAGACCAUCGAGCUCAACCUAAACCAGAACCAGAUCUCGGUGCUGUCUUCGGAGGUGUCCCGCUGUCCCCGUCUGAAGGUCCUCCGUCUGGAGGAGAACUGUCUGGAGCUGUCCUCCGUCCCGACGUCCGUCCUCAGCGACUCUCAGGUGUCCCUGUUCUCCGUGGAGGGGAACCUGUUCGAGGUGAAGAACCUCCGAGACCUGGAGGGCUACGACAAGUACAUGGAGCGCUUCACCGCCACCAAGAAGAAGUUCGCCUGAAGACGCCCGGUGGUCCUCGGUGACACCGAUGCCGCUGCUGCUUCUUCUUCUACAGCUAAAAUCAGAGUUCACACAGCCGCAAGACCCCCCCCCCCCUCGUCCCUCCCUGCUUCUGGACAGAGACACUGAGAGAGAGAAAGGGACAGACAGAUGGACGGGCACACACACACACA
Etheostoma cragini (Arkansas darter) is the source of this 704-nucleotide messenger RNA. It is a transcript of the gene lrrc57, whose product is annotated as leucine rich repeat containing 57. The annotation marks the transcript as partial. The transcript has 4 exons. NCBI's taxonomy places the organism in Eukaryota, Metazoa, Chordata, Actinopteri, Perciformes, Percidae. Gene Ontology annotation, molecular function: protein binding. The record is from RefSeq and is a predicted model, not a curated record.